UUACGUAAAGGUUAUUAAUCUGUGGCUGUGAUACAAUGACGCUAGCCGACUAAACAACGUUUAUCGUGGACGCCCCAGGGGCUUUUGUUUGUAGCGUUUCAGGAGAAAAGAGAUGGCUCACAGUCAAUAACGUCUGAAUAUUUGACUGGUCGUCUGGAUUUCGACCAAGUCAAUAACGUGCGAUAAGGUGUGACUAAUUGUCUUCAAGUUUCAGAAUAGUUGCUGUUUAUUUAGCAAGGAGGCUUCUUUGAUUCUUUGCACUGCAGAUUUUAUGAGCAUGCAUGCGAUGAUGUCUCUAAUAAGGAUGGCAACUUUUGGUCUUCACCACUACUUGAAUAAUUGCAGUAUUAUGCACUUGAUCAUCUCCAUCAAUUUCCUCCUUAUUCCCCUUUGCCAUACACUUUCCUUCAAUAUCAGUCACUUCGAUAAUUCUGCAACUAAGAUACUCUACGACGGCGAUGCAGCGCCUUCUUCCGACGGUUCGGGAUUCAUUGAACUCAAUAGAGAUGAAGCUUGUCUUGUUGGCUGGGCGAGAUAUGCAGAGCCGUUGCACUUGUGGGAGGGGUCGUCACUUGCUGCAGACUUCACUACUGACUUCUCCUUCGUUGUGCACUUUCUUAACAGCAGCGAAAUUGGUGAUGGGCUUUCCUUCUUCCUCGCUCCGGUCCACUUUACAAUUCCACCCAACUCCCGCGGUCCUUUGAUGGGUUUGUUCAACGCAACCACUCAGUUGGCAGUCUCCCAAAACCAGCUUGUGACGGUUGAGUUCGACACUACAUCCAAUCCAGUCUGGGAUCCACCGGUGACGCACAUCGGGAUCAACGACAGGAGCGUCAGGUCAGUUGUUAAUGCCAGCUGGGAUCCUCUCAGUGGGAAACCGUGUCAUGCACGGAUAGCGUACAAUGCUACCACCAACAACCUCACUGUGCUUUGGACAUACGAAGAAAAUUUCGAGGCAAAUUCUUCCCUUUCCUAUCCUAUUGACCUGAAAAUGUCUCUCCCGGAGUGGGUUAGAAUUGGAUUUGCAUCUUCUACAGGCCUUUUCCAUGAGCGGCAUGUUAUAAGAUCAUGGGAAUUCAGUAGUUCAGAAAUAAAGUCUGAUGCGAGCCGAAGGAGGAUAGUCUUGAGGAUUGGGGUCGCUGUAGGAGCAGUAGUUCUUUUCUUGAUUUUGGUGCUUUAUGUAUCCUACCGGUGGGUCGUAGGGAAGCGGAUAAAGAGGACCCGUGGAGAAGGAAUUGAGUCGAAUGACUCCUCCAGGGUUGCAUUGUCUCCCAUAAAUUCAGAUCUUCAGAUACUAGCCUUGCCAAGACAAUUUACUUAUCAAGAACUAGUUGCAGCCACCAAUGGCUUCGCAAAAGACAGAAGGCUAGGCCAAGGAGGAUCCGGACAAGUUUAUAAAGGGAUCAUACAAGAUCUAGGCUGUGCAGUUGCUGUGAAGAGAAUCUUUGCACAAUCCGACAAGUAUGAGAAAAUCUUCAUCAACGAAGUCAAGAUCAUAAGCCGAAUAAUACAUAAAAACUUGGUGCAGUUUAUUGGAUGGUGCCAUGAGCAAGGCGAAUGCUUACUUGUAUAUGCAUACAUGUCUAACAGUAGCCUUGACACGCAUCUAUUUGGCUCCAGGGCAACCUUGAAGUGGGGCUUUCGGUAUAAGAUAGCUUUAGGCUUGGCCUCGGCGCUUCAUUAUCUACACGAGGAAGCAGAGCAGUGUGUCCUUCAUAGGGAUAUCAAAUCAGCUAACGUUCUGUUGGACAACGAUUUUAGCACUAAACUUGGUGAUUUUGGGAUUGCUAAGCUUGUGGAUUCGCGGUUAAGGUCUCAGACUACAGGGGUAGUCGGGACUGUAGUCGGGACUUUUGGGUACAUAGCUCCAGAAUACGCUAGUGAAGGGAGGGCAAGCAAAGAAUCAGAUAUUUUUAGCUUCGGAGUUGUGGCCUUGGAAAUUGCUUGUGGAAGGACGACUUACCACGACGGAGAAUUCCACUCAUCGCUUUAUAGGUGGGUUUGGCAUUUGUACCUUGCAGGAAACUUACUGGAUGCAGCUGAUGAGAGAUUGGGUGUAGAUUUUGAUCAAAAUGAAAUGGAGUGCUUGUUAAUUGUUGGAUUAUGGUGCACUCAUCCCAACUGCAAAGAAAGGCCAAAAGCAGGACAAGUGAUUAAGGUUCUCCAGCUUGAAGCACCAUUGCCAAAUCUUCCACAUAGCAUGCCUGAUUACCCAAUGCCUCAACCUCAGCAACAAGAUCAAUCCGGUUCCUCUCAGCCUCAGUUGUCACUAACUGAGUAACUUCUAGCUUCAACACUGUAGGUCAACCUCAGCAACAAGAUCAAUCCGGUUCCUCUCAGCCUCAGUUGUCACUAACUGAGUAACUUCUAGCUUCAACACUGUAGGUCGUUAAAUCAUGUAUAACGAGUUAACGACCACUAAGCUGCCAUCGAAGUGUAGCCUUAGAUCAUGCUACAUGGUCUUUUUUAGAAAAUAAAACCCGAUACUCGCAAUGGAAAUUUUAUACUGCGUGGCCGAGUCUUUUUUUUUUUUUAAAUACAGCAGUUGAAUAGAAUUUAGUCACUUUACCAUCAAACGACCUAAACUAAGUGAUACACAUAAUUUCAAAGUUCAACCCAAUCUCUGAGCAACAACCACUGACACUUCAAGUGGCUAUAAAUGGGAAAAAAAAAUGUUGAUCCAAGACUCAAUUCCAACACAUUCACAUUCGCAUCUACUUUUUGCAUGUAUAUAACCUAUAAGAUAGAGUAAAAUUCUGGCACAUCGUAUGUGUGUUGGCAGAAAGUUCAUAUAAUCAAUAUCUAAGUCGAAACCAAAAUUGGAAAUUUUCUCUUAUUGAUCCCUCGUCUGCU
This is a messenger RNA of Rosa chinensis, 2853 nucleotides long. Its product is annotated as L-type lectin-domain containing receptor kinase IX.1. The transcript has a single exon. Gene Ontology annotation, biological process: protein phosphorylation. The coding region runs from base 272 to 2281 and encodes 669 amino acids. The record is from RefSeq and is a predicted model, not a curated record. NCBI's taxonomy places the organism in Eukaryota, Viridiplantae, Streptophyta, Magnoliopsida, Rosales, Rosaceae. Gene Ontology annotation, molecular function: protein kinase activity; carbohydrate binding; ATP binding. Gene Ontology annotation, cellular component: plasma membrane.